AGUUGGUUUUUCGGAUUUAGUUUGUCUUGGACCUUAAAACGUAUCGCAUAUCGUGUUUAAACAGCAAUACACAUUCAGAGCUCUCUUGUGUAGUUAGUUAUAUAGCUCUUGCUUCUUGUUUUAAAAGCAAGCUCAUUUCUUCAUCAUCGAACAACAAUUCUUAUUGAACAACAUUGUUGAUCAUUCCUCAUUGCCAUCACGGCAAUUGCAGCAUCCAAUCAAAUAGAAACAAUCGAAUGCAAAAAACAAAAACAAAAAAAAAAACGAACAAAAUUAUCAACAUUAUUAUACCGAGUAGUAACGUCGCGCGCAAUAGCCCGAAUGCAUUUAAAAUAAUAAACACCGUGAAUGUGCUCAAUCAAGAACGAUCAUCGAAACGUAUAACAUGUAUCGUGCGUGUCACACUCAACUCACAAUAAACAUCAUUUAAUUUCAUCCAAUUAAUUAGUCGGUUCGGUUAAAGUGCGCUUAAUCUAGGAAAUCAUUAACAAUCGUUGACAGUUUGUUGCCAUCUGCAUGUGUGUGAGUGAAUGUCUUAUUUGUGUCCGACGCUCAAUUCCAUCAAACAAACGACGACUUUGAAAAUACACGAAAAAAAAUAGUAGCAAUUGUAACUGGUGAUAGUUUUUAUAUAGUUGAUUAACAAUUAAUGCGUAGCAAACGCAACUACUCUUAAAGUGGAUUUCAUUUGAACGGAUACCAAAUUAAAGCGACAAUCAAUUGAAAUAAAAAAAAAACCAUUUGGAAUUCAUUCAAAAAGUUUUAUUGCAUUUGUGCGAAUCGGUGAAUUGAUACAAUCACACACACAGAGUGAGAGAGAGGGAGAGAGAUAGACUGAAAUCGAAAGGGUAAACGACGGUUUGAAGUGUGUGAUGCGAAAAAAUGUUUGGACAUUCCACUGAAUUGUGCAUCGUGAUAUUGUUGUUGAUAACAUUGAAUUCACUGUGCGAUGUAUAUGGCAGUUUAUCAGGAUUUUAUAUCGACAAUGGUGUAGAUCAAACGGUCAUGCAUCGGGCAUUAACACAAGACGAUGCACAGGAAGUUGAACAUGAAAUACUCGAAUUACUUGGAUUACCGGAACGGCCGCGAAAAAAACACAGCAUUCAUCCAUCAUUGCGGAAAUCUGCACCGAAAUUUCUGCUCGAUGUGUACAAAAAUUUGAAUGAAGAAGCUAACGAAAAUACAAACGGUGGCCGACUUAGAAGAAGUACCGACUCUGACGAAGGUGAAAACUUUAUAACCGAUGUUGACAAGGCAGCCAUCAAAGAGAGUGACAUUAUAACAACAUUUCUAAAUAAAAAAAAUCAUAUAACCGAAGUGAGGCAUGAGCGUGGCCGAAAAUUAUGGUUUGAUGUGAGCGGAGUGUCAAAGGAUUCGACUCUGAUGAUGGCUGAAUUGCGAAUUUUUCAAAAUCCAGCAUUGGGACGAUGGCAAGAUAUCAAUAAAGAAUUUAUUAUAACGGUGUAUUUCGUAAACGAUACGGAAAAUGACAGAGACAUGCAGGCGAUUGUAUCGACGAAUACCACAUCGGACUAUCACGGAUGGUUGGAAUUGAAUGUGACUGAUGCGAUGACAAAAUGGAUUUUGAACGGUGACAACAAUAAAGGUUUAUAUGUUGGUGCAUAUGCGGUAAAUCGGCCCGACCACGAAGUGAAAUUGGAUGAAAUUGGUUUGGUAAAUACAAAAGGUGACGACGAAUAUCAACCAUUUAUGACUGGUUAUUUCAAGGGGCAAAAUUUCGUAAAGCCCGUCACACAUCUGAGUGGAUCACAUUUGAAUCGUCUCAAACGGAGCACAAUGCAUCGUCGCCGCAAAUCGGAUAUGGUAAAUCCAUUGCUUGAGCAACGAGCAAAUGACCACACGAAAAGUUGUCAAAUUCAACAAUUAUAUGUCAGUUUUAAGGAUUUGAAAUGGCAAGAUUGGAUUAUUGCUCCCGAUGGUUAUGGUGCCUACUAUUGCAGCGGUGAAUGUAAUUUUCCAUUGACGGCACACAUGAAUGCAACCAAUCAUGCCAUCGUUCAAACGUUGGUGCAUUUGAUGCAACCGGCCAAAGUGCCGAAACCAUGCUGUGCACCCGUUCGUCUUGCUCCAAUAUCUGUCCUCUACUAUUUGGAUGAAACCAACGUAAAUUUGAAAAAAUAUAAGAAUAUGGUUGUAAAAUCGUGCGGCUGUCAUUGAAAACAAAAUCAUAACCGUUUUGAUUUGACUGAAUUGACACACAGUGACAAUAGCAUUUUUAUUCGAAACAAAAGAGAUAAAAGUGUUUAUUGGCAUACGAAAAGAAAAUGCAGCUCGGUUUGUUCGCUCAUCGAAUCGAAUAUAUAUUAAUGUUUUUUUUUUGUAUAUAGAAACUACGGACCAUUCUCAA
Molecule: messenger RNA, 2368 nt
Organism: Contarinia nasturtii (swede midge)
Lineage: Eukaryota; Metazoa; Arthropoda; Insecta; Diptera; Cecidomyiidae
Gene: gbb
Product: protein 60A
Exons: 4
Coding region: 883-2178 (431 amino acids)
Biological process (GO): SMAD protein signal transduction; BMP signaling pathway
Cellular component (GO): extracellular region
Molecular function (GO): cytokine activity; growth factor activity
Source: RefSeq, a predicted model, not a curated record